This is a messenger RNA of Penicillium vulpinum, 1194 nucleotides long. RefSeq lists its product as uncharacterized. Bases 1 to 1194 code for a protein of 397 amino acids. The transcript is spliced from 3 exons. NCBI's taxonomy places the organism in Eukaryota, Fungi, Ascomycota, Eurotiomycetes, Eurotiales, Aspergillaceae. The record is from RefSeq and is a predicted model, not a curated record.
AUGGAUCUAAAGCCAAACUUUCCGCUUCCCGUUACGGCGACCAGCUCGAGUACCUCAAGCCCAACAAGUCAGACGGAUUCUGUGCCUUUAACCUCCUCCCUCCCGUCCCUCGCAUAUGACUUGGGUUCUAGUUCCUCAUCAAUCAGCCAAGCACCUACACCACCCGAUCUUCCAAUACAUCACAGCCCCAAAUACAAGGAAGCAAAGCCCUCAUUUAUGGAGGGAAAUCGUAAUCAACUCGCUCGGACGAUGAGUCAGUUGGCGGAAGCAGGCUUUCGCCCGGUAUGGUCAAGGGAACACGGAUACCCAGGAACCAUCCCUGAAGAUAUUCUGGAGUAUAUUGACAGCAACAGCUACAAAUUUGAUGAGCUCAUUGGCCCCUUGAGUAGUAUUUUUUGGCUCGCAGGACUGGAUGAGCUGGUCAAUGCGAUAUAUGACCCAGCAAUUGCUCUUCAGGACGAGGUUCGCCUCAUCCCGACAAAUGUCGGCGUUACAUGGAUUUUGGAGCACCUGUUCGAAGAGGACAAAAUCCCAGAACAGAUGUAUGAUCGGUACUUUUUUGGAUACCAUCAGCCUCCAGUGGUCGUUAUGCCGAUACGGCUUGACCCUAUUCCUCCUCAAGUUGGACAAGAAUACGCUCACCAUACAUUGGAGGAACUUUUCCCGGCUUGCAGGCCGCAACGUCUGCCGCAAGAAAUUGCCACAAUCCUGAAAGACUACAUCAGCAAACUUGACGGCGGCUCAUUCUUGUACCGAGCGUCUACUCGGACCGCUUUGGCUGCGCUGAUGGCCUUUUUCGUCCCAAUAAUCCAUAACAAAACUCUAGACAACGAGUUUGGGCCGGGAAUUUAUACAUCUGAUUCUCUAGAAUGGGUCCUGAAAUUUGGUUCCAUCAAUAGUGCGUUGUUGGUUUUCAGAAACACAGAUUUCCGUGAAUUAGAAGUUUGGAAUCCCCCUGUGACCGACUGGCAGCAUAUCGUCGCAACUUGGACCCGAAAAUCUCUAUCUAAUGUACCUGAUUCGGUGCCGUCGGAGUGGAAAACUGCAGAUGUGAUCAAGGGGCCAAUCUCAAAACCUGAUUCACCAAAGAACGGUCUACCAGAACCUGGAGAGGUAUCGCAAACAGUUGCAACAAGCUAUGCGGGAUGUGAAGCGCUUUCUGCAUCGCUAGCAAUGAUAAUCUGGCUAGAGUAG